AAAUUAGCUAGGAGUCAUUAAUUAGAUGAGGGAAAUUAAAUAUUCUUGUUCUUGCAUUUGGUGCCACCAGUGCUGUUGGUGGGUUCUGUUCUGUGUGAAGAUGGAGUCGUAUCUUGUUGGAUCUUUUCCUCAUGCCUCUUCAAUCACCACUGGUGGAAAUCUCUUGCGGAGCAAGGCCAAUAACAACAUUUACCAUGCAAGUUCUUAUGUACCUAAAUCUUCACAACACAAAUGGAAAGCUAAAAAAGAAUAUCCUGUUUCGAGGUCACGGAUGCCAUGUUUGAACAAUCAUUACAAAUACACUGAAGGACUAUCUACAUACCAAGAGGACGAUAGGAAAUAUUCUAUAAAAACAUCUCUAAUUGGAUCAUCUUUUGAAUCUGAACCUCAUGCUGCUGAUCUUCAAAGCAGUUUGGACUCUGCCAAAAAAUUCUUGGUUGCUUUCUACAGGUUUUCCACUCCAUACUCAUACGCAACUAUUGCAAAAAUAUUAUACACAGCUUCUAUAUCUCUCCUCGCGGUGGAGAAAUCAUCAGACAUGUCUUUAUUGUUUUUCACUGGUUUAUUGAAGGUUGUCAUACCACAAAUAUUUAUGGGGAUUUAUCUUAACGGUGUUAAUCAAUUGUAUGAUAUUGAAAUAGAUAAGAUAAACAAGCCACAUCUUCCAUUGGCAUCUGGGCAACUAUCGUAUACAACUGCUGUCUUUAUUAUGACAUCUUCUUUAAUUUUGAGUUGUUGCCUUGCGUGGAUUUUUGGUUCACAGCCAUUGAAUUGGAAUCUUAUGCUAAGUUUCAUGAUAUUGACGGCUUAUUCAAUCAAUGUGCCUCUAUUGAGAUGGAAGGGAAAUCCAAUUCUUGCAGCAAUGACCUUUACUUCUCUUUGGGGAUUUAUUUAUCCAAUCACAUAUUUUCUUCAUAUGCAGACUUUCGUGUUCAAGAGGCCUGCUGUCUUUCCAAGAUCACUCGCUUUUGUUCAUGUAUUAUUGAGCUUCUACUUUGUAGGUAUAUCAUUCUUGAAGGAUAUACCUGAUAUUGAAGGAGAUAAAAAAUUUGGCAUCCAUUCAUUUUCAAUGCGUUUUGGAAAAAAACGGGUAUUUUGGAUUUGUGUAUCCCUUCUUGAAAUGGCUUUCGGAGUAGGCCUCCUGGUCGGAGCAACAUCUUCUUGCUUAAGUAAUAGAAUUGUCACGGUUCUCGGACACGCUGUUCUUGCUUCGGUUCUCGGGUUCCAUGCCAAAUUUGUAGAUUUGGAAAGCAAUGCUUCCACAAUGUCUUUCUAUAAGCUUGUCUGGAAGCUAUUAUAUGCAGAGUGCUUCCUUAUACCUUUCCUUAGAUGAAGAUUAGUUCGUAAAGUUGGCUUGGUGAUAAGUUUUGCCUAAGUGGUGCAUCUAGAUUUUGUCACGGAUUAGAUUUUGUCACGGAUUUUGGGAAUAAAGAAAUGAUUUCUUUAUGUUACUAUAUAUGGAUUUAAGAUGAUGAAAUGUGUCAAUGAAGUUAAUGAAUGAGGGUUGACACUUGUCGCAAUUUUCUCUUUCAGCUUCUGCAUUAUAGUUAUUGUAUAGAUUUCUUCUAAUAGAAACAGUGAUAUUUAUAAAGAA
Messenger RNA from Lotus japonicus, 1594 nucleotides. Its product is annotated as glycinol 4-dimethylallyltransferase-like. NCBI's taxonomy places the organism in Eukaryota, Viridiplantae, Streptophyta, Magnoliopsida, Fabales, Fabaceae. The transcript has 13 exons. Gene Ontology annotation, molecular function: transferase activity, transferring alkyl or aryl (other than methyl) groups. The record is from RefSeq and is a predicted model, not a curated record. Gene Ontology annotation, cellular component: membrane. Bases 26 to 1333 code for a protein of 435 amino acids.